Messenger RNA from Papilio machaon (common yellow swallowtail), 2230 nucleotides. RefSeq lists its product as uncharacterized. NCBI's taxonomy places the organism in Eukaryota, Metazoa, Arthropoda, Insecta, Lepidoptera, Papilionidae. The transcript has 17 exons. Bases 111 to 2072 code for a protein of 653 amino acids. Gene Ontology annotation, cellular component: actin cytoskeleton; plasma membrane. The record is from RefSeq and is a predicted model, not a curated record. Gene Ontology annotation, biological process: actin filament bundle assembly. Gene Ontology annotation, molecular function: actin filament binding.
AUAAGUUUGACAUUCGCUGUAAAGUAGUGUAGACAGUGAACGUGAGUGUAGUUUAAUUUGAAUAAAGUAUUUUUAUGUAGUGAAUUUAAGGCAAAACUUUAGACAUUACAAUGGCGACAGUGACGGCCAGCCUGGAGACUCAGAGCCUGGUGCAGGAGUCACGGCACACCUACCAAGAAAUGCACGUGACUGAGACAAGACAGGUCAAGAAGAAGACAAAGUCCAAGCGACAUAAAGACGAGGCGUCUAUAUCAGUGUCGAAGAGCUCAGAGAAGCUGCACAAAAAGCUGAAGGCGUGCAACGGGGAAUCGAACCCGCAAUGCGAGAAGUGUGCGCGACCCGUGUACGCCAUGGAGCGGGUGAAGGCGGAGAGACGCGCCUGGCACAAGGAGUGCUUUAGAUGCGUACAAUGCAACAAGCAACUCACAGUGGAGACAUAUCAAAGUGACCACACAACGCUGUACUGCAAGCCUCACUUCAAACAACUCUUUGAGCCGAAACCAGUUGAUGAUGAAGAUGAAACUGACGCCGCACCCAAGAAACAUCAGAUGAUAAUUUGCGAAAGUAACCCAGUGGAACUACCACCUGAUGUUGUCAGAGCUUCAGACAAACCAGACUUAGGUCUAGAAGAAUUGGCUCAGUUGGACGUGAAGUCUAGAUUCGAGGUGUUCGAACGAGCGGCACAAAAGACCCCCGAGCCUCCUUUGUUGGAGCCCCGCGCACCCAGAGAGAAGUCCUCAGCGCUGCUGUCUAAGAUAGCCAAAUUCAAAGCUAAAGGAAUGGAUAUCGGCGUUUCUGAUGAAUAUUUGAAUGGUGUUGAAGUUGAACACAGUUCUAGUGAACAAGAAGACGACGAUGAUGAAGACUCAGUACUAAAGAAGUCGUACAAGCAGACAAGUUGUCGCGAACAGCCGGUGUCUUUCUGCAACAUGAGCGAGAUAGUUGGCAAGUUCGAGGCCGGGCAGCAUGCGGCUGCAGACAGACAUCGCGAGCGCAAGCAGGAGAUACAGAACAUACGCAGCAGGCUGUUCAUGGGUAAACAGGCAAAGAUCAAAGAGAUGUACGAACAAUCAGUGAUGCAAAGUGAACAGAGUCAGACAUCAGCAGAGAAGAUCUGUCGCGAGCUGGAGCUGGAUGCUGAGAAAGCGCGUCAGAUCAAACAGCGAUUUGAGAAUGGCGCUUUUAAUGAUGAAAAUCAACCUCCAAAGAACAGAGAUAUUGAUGAUAAAGCACUAUUUAAUGAAGGAAUAGCAAAGAAAUCUAGGUCCAUCUUCCUGGAGCUGGAUGCCAACGCCAAGAGUCUGCCUGUCUCCCCCCCACCACAGGAUGUACCCAAGAGGAAGGAGAUUCCAUUCGUACCAAAAGAUGUGGUACGCGCAGCGGACCGAGUUGAAGAUGUAAAGAUCGAGACCGCAGACAUCUCGGACCGGUUCCGUUUCUUCGAGACUUACAGACCGGAGACCGAGCGCAAGGAGUUCAGAAUGACGCCGCCCAGACAUACACAGCGCUGCAAGUCUCCCUCCCCCGAGGUGUACCAGGAGCCGAGUGUGGUGCGAGGGGGGGGAGGUGGUGGAGGAGGAGGUGACGCGGCGCUGGCAGCAGACCGCCACACAGCCUCCCGCAUGAUCAACGUCUUCCGACAGAUGGAGGAGCAGCAGCACAGGCAUGAGGACCAUCAAGGUCCAAAGCCAUUGAAACGUUUCACUCCCCCUCCCCCAGGGGAGGAGGGACACCAGGGGGAGUCCUCAGAGUGCAGCAGCGAGGAAGAGGAAGAGGACAGCGAGGAGGAGCGCAUGCGGGAGUACCUGCAGGCCAGGGAAAGGGACGAGGCAUUGAAACAGGCUCAACAAUUAGCGCGUACUAAGAGUUUCCGUGAACGCUUCGAGAAAUGGUCGGAGUCUGAGCCGGCGCGUUCGCCCUCAGCGGUACUCAUAGAGCGCGAACAUAACGACGAGGACGGUGAAUCACAGCUCGAGACCGCACGGAGUUUGCGUGAGAAGUUUGAGAAGAUGAAAGUGCAGCAAAGUGUCGUCACCAAAACAACGACCCCCAAAGUCAACCGCUUUGUGUGAGAUGUCCCUGCGCUGCUCCGACUGCCUUCAUUUGCCAAAGUGUUUUAUAAUUCUUGUCAACGACGCUUGCCCUCACAAUAUGUGGGUAGUCGCAAAAUUGUCAAAAAAUAACUAUUUUACUGAUUUAUCGAACUUAAGUUUAAUUAAUGAUACAUUUA